AUGGAAAAAUCAAUUCAUCAAGGAGACAUAGGGCCCACAAUAUAUAAAUCUCGAUCUCAAUAUGGCUUUAGGACCCACCCUACAAAAUUUAAUUCAUGCCCCAAUGGAAGUUUACUCCCCCCUCCGUGAGCGAGCAAAAAAAUUUUGUUCACUCACGGAGUGGGGUUAAUUUUUUUUUUUUAAAAACAUUUAUAUAGAAAUUUUAUAGAAAAUAUUUUUUUUUCGAAAUUUAAGAAAAUCCUAAUUCGCAAAAAAUUGGAAAGCAAAUAUUUAAAUAUCAAAUUUUUUUUUCAUAAAAAAUUUAUCUAUUAAAAAAAUUUUUGUUCACUCACGGAGGGUGGGUUUUUGAUUAAAAAUUAGGGAUUUUUAUAAUGGUUUUGUUCGCUCAAGGAGGGAGGAGUUAGAAAACACUUCUAGUUAUGCAAUACCUUCCCUAAAAGGAUCAAAAAUUGGGAAGAAAGCCAUCUUAAGUCAUAGAACCUCAGUAAAAGUUUCAAAACCAAUAGGAAAUAUGCUGUUUUUGGUUAAAUUUUGUAAAUAUUUUAGCGACAGCCAUACUAAUUUUACAAUUAAAUCAUGAUAUAUUUCUUAAAAAACUCUCUAGAAAAUAAAUAACUAAAAAAUAUUUCAUAUAAUCUUAAUAAAGGAAAUUCCUCAACAGAGCCUUCUAAGCCAAAACGUGUCCCAUAUAGCAUAAUCCAUAUGAACGACUUCAUAAGAUCCUACUCAUCAAAAAGUGUCCUUGCAUUAACCCGAAAAAGAUCUAAAUGCAACACAAGCAUUCCUUUAGGAAAAACCCAAACCCAGCCUAUUUACAAUUUUUCAAACCAAUCUUUAUUUGGCUUAAAAGAUCAUUUUAUUCCUUUAUUUUCAUGCACAACUUUGCCAAUGAACCCAAAAAAUGAGUUUUCUAGGUCAAUUUCCCCAAUUCCAAAUUUGGAUGGGAAAAAUGGCUCAAAAGUUAACGAAAUUAAGCUGGAUUUUAAAGGAUAUGAUGCAAAAAGUGAUAUAAAAGUAGAAGGAGAAUUAAAGCAGGAUUGCAGUAUUGAUAAAUCUGAUCCAGAUUUAAUCAGUGAGCAGAAUAUAGAAAAAUAUGCAGAAAUUGAUUUAAAAUUACUAUAAAUAAAAUGGUAUUCGGUUUGAGAGUUAUUGGCUCUGCUAAUUAUCCCUCAUGGAAUUUUAUUUAUGGAGCUGAGAACUAUUGUACAGCCAUAGCGGAUUAACUUUGGUCAUAAGGCCAGGGAACUUAUCCAAGUGCACCAAGAGGCUUAAGGUUUUUCAUCUCAGAUAUAGAAUUUUCCCAUAGAUGGUGCUGUUUGCCCUUAAUUUGCCCACUAGGAAAAUUUUUUGGUUUGACCAAACCAUAUGGUACUGGUCGAACCAAAAAAUUUUCCCAGUGGGCAAAUCAAGGGCAAACAGCGCCAUCUAUGGGAAAAUUCUAUAGAAUUAUUUAGGAUUGCUGAGUCAGGCUGAAAUAUAGAAUGGCAUCGGAAUGCCUAGCGAGCCUACUUGGAGCUAAAAGGGUGGGAUAUGACCUAGACCGUACUCAAGAAGGUAAGACGUUAAAUACUAAAGACUAAGACUAAGAUUUAAAAUUCCCUAAUAAUGAAAAACUUAGAAGAGCUAUUAAGGGAAUUUCCUCAAAGAGGAUAAUUUCAAGACCAAAAACAUCUUCAAUGGACUUGCGGAGACCGAGUACUCGCCGAAGAAGUGUAGCUACUAAUUAUGGAGAUGCUGAGAGUGACGAGCUUACAGGAUGGGAUAAUCUUAAUAUUCGAUUAAUGUAA
Messenger RNA from Blepharisma stoltei, 1787 nucleotides. The record is from the annotation of a GenBank genome assembly. NCBI's taxonomy places the organism in Eukaryota, Ciliophora, Heterotrichea, Heterotrichida, Blepharismidae.